Molecule: messenger RNA, 922 nt
Organism: Heterocephalus glaber (naked mole-rat)
Lineage: Eukaryota; Metazoa; Chordata; Mammalia; Rodentia; Bathyergidae
Gene: Drc12
Product: dynein regulatory complex subunit 12 homolog
Source: RefSeq, a predicted model, not a curated record
UGGGAUGAUGGGGAGAGGGAGAGGACCAGGUUCAGAGACUUUCUCUAAAAGAGGGAUGAGAGGAGUGACUUCUGUACAUAGAGCCAUCCUGCCCCGACCCCAGCCCCGCCCAUGGUUCCCAGGAGACCAAGCACUUCCGGAAAGUGUGAGACAGACUUGGAGACUAGAGUGCCUCUCCUGAGACUCCUGGUUCCUUCCAGGGGUCAGGAAAGCAUCCCUGCGUCUAGCCCUACACACCAAGUCCUUCCUCCCCCAGGACAUGCCACCUAAGACCAAAGGAAAAAGGAGAAAAACUGGGGAACAGAAGAAAAAAAACUCUGGUGCUGAUGUGGAGUCCGAGGCCAAGCACAGCCUCGUGCUUCUGGAGAAGGAGCUGCUCCAAGACCACUUGGCUAUAUGGAGGGCUGAGGCCCGCCGAGCCAAAGCGUCUGAAGACCAGCUGAAGCAGAGGUUGCAAGAAUUGGCAGCUGAAUUAGAAAGGGCCCGAAGUGAAGGGAAGGCCAUAUUUGCAGAGAUGAGCCGCCAACACCGGGCCCUGCAGAAUGAGAUGGAUGCCCACAGAAAACAACUAGAGGAGGAAGUGAAGUGCCUUCGGGAACAGCUAGAAACCUGCCAGAGAGAGACUGAGGCUUCAAGGAAAGAGGCUGAGCGAGUCCUUGGAGAGCGAGACCGGACCCUGGCUCAGCUUCGGGCCCACGUGACAGACAUGGAGGCCAAGUUUGAGGAAAUCUUAGAUGGCAGCCUGGACCUUCUCUUGGCCAAGCUGCGAGCCAUCAAGCCUCAGUGGGAUGAGGCUGCACUGAGACUCCACACCAGGCACAAGGAGAUGCUGCGCCAGAUUGGUCUCAACCCCCUGGAUCUUUGAGGCUAUUGGCCUCUAGUUUCCGGGGCCCAGCAAUAAAGUAUGUUGAUGUAGAACUCA